AUGCUCGCAGCCCUGGCCUUCCUCCCGCUUGCCUCUGCGCUCUCCCUUCCCCUCCAACUACCACUCCCAAUCCCUCAGAAUGAACAAAAACUCGAAACUCCGAUACCACCAGGCUCAAUGGAAAGGAAGCUAAUUCCACCGCAGGUCGACGCGUUUAUCCGUGCCCAACAAGUGUAUUGGAACUCUUCAGGGCUUUCCAUUGCUGUGGUCCGCAGAAAGCCAGGCAAGGAAUGGGAAUUCGAGUUUGGCUCGUAUGGGCAGGCGAGAGCAGACGGCACGCCCGUCAGUCCUGACACCAUGUUCGCUAUCGCGUCUGACAGCAAGGUGUUUACGGCCGCGGGCGUCGGGCUGCUCAUCAAGAAUGAGACGUUGGCGGCGGAAAGGGGCCGCCCGUUGAGAUGGGACACGAAGGUCGCGGAAAUCUUGGGCGAUGAGUGGGUGCUGAUGGACAAGGACAUGGAGCGCGGAGCGACGUUGCAGGACUUGCUUUCUCAUCGUACGGGCUUGCCGAGACAUGAUUACUCUGGGUUUUCGAGAACGGGAGGAGUUUCAGAAAUGAUAUCAAAACUUCAAUACCUUCGUCCCUCUGCCUCUCUACGCGAAAAAUAUCAGUAUAAUAACCUCAUGUAUGAGGCGCUGUCGUACCUCCCAGAAAAGCUCCUCAACCAAUCAUUCGAGUCAUACAUCGCACAACAUAUAUUUGCUCCGCUGGGUAUGAAUUCGUCGACCUACUCGGUGGGAGAAGCUGAGCGGCGGUUUCUGCCCGAUGGCACAAACCAGUUGGCUCAUGGUUUCCAUUGGAGUAUGCGAGAUUGGCUGGCAAACCAGACUGGCAUCUUGACUCCAAGCGAAUACUUUCAACGACCAGGAGAGGAGAGAAUAUGGGCCGGAGCAGGCGGUAUCAUCUCCAGUGCGAGAGAUUUGUCAGUGUGGGUUGCCACGCUCCUCAACCAAGGUCGACAUCCGUUUACGAACAGGACCGUAAUACCUGCGGAAAUCGUUGAGCACGUUGCUCUCGGCGCCAGCGUAUCGCUUGAAAAAGCGGAGUUUCCUGAGACUAGCCCCAAAGUCUAUGGUUGUGGCCAAAACCGGUUCUCGUAUCGCGGCCACGAGAUUAUUGAACAUGGAGGCAGUAAUCCGGGCUUCAAAACUAUUGUCACCCGUCUGCCGUAUGACCAAAUUGGUCUUGUCGUCUUAACCAACGACGACGACGGCGUCCGCGUCAUGGAGCCUGUCAAGUUCCGCAUUAUCGACGAGCUGCUUGGGUUUGGGGGCAAUCCAACAAACUGGGCAGAGCGGUACCUGAAGUCUGUUGCGGAUGGAAUCCGGCGGAAUCAAGAUGUUACCCCGCGACCAUCUCCCGCAAGCAUACCUUCGACGCCAUUUUCACAGAUGGCUGGUGUCUUUGUUCACGAAACUUAUGGCGCAUUCCAGCCCUGCUUUAUUUCGGUCGAAAGGAUGGUGAACACAAGAUGUCAAUCCAUUCUAGAUGUGCCAGUGGUUAGGCAGAUUCUCAACGCGUCCGACAAUGUACCAACCUUUGUCGUUCCGUUUCAACGGAUGCUUGCGAGCUACAUCAGGUUGGCGCAUUUCGACGGGAAUUUGUUCAAUGCUUCCAUGAUUUGGACCACCACAAGUGCAGCGCCCACAGCGACGAGCGGCGAUGAUGUCAUCGUCGGCCUAGACCGUAGAUAUGUAGCUGAGUGGGUUCCAGGAGACGACGUGAAGGAGAAAGACGGAUGGGCAUUCAAGGGCGACUUUUGGGGCAAGGAGGGGGACGUGAGGGACUUAGAGGGUGCUGGAAGGGCCAGCGCAGAAGUGUGGUUUGGUCGCGCUGCUUGA
This is a messenger RNA of Mycena indigotica, 1842 nucleotides long. RefSeq names its product F-box domain-containing protein. Lineage: Eukaryota; Fungi; Basidiomycota; Agaricomycetes; Agaricales; Mycenaceae. The record is from RefSeq and is a predicted model, not a curated record. Bases 1 to 1842 code for a protein of 613 amino acids. The transcript has 5 exons.